AUGAACCGACGGGGAGCUCAGCAGUACGUGGUGGCCAGGCCGCUGUACUCGGAGGAGUCCUUCGCCCAGGACCACGAGAAGGUCUACAGGCCCCGCAAGACCAUGCUGGACCACGUCAAGCAGUACUUCACAUGCGACGCCAAGCGAGCCAAGGCGGCGUGCCUCUCCCUCCUGCCGGUCGUCGGCUGGAUGAAGAUGUACCGGCUCAAGGAGUGGCUGCUCAGCGACCUGGUGUCCGGCGUGAGCACCGGCCUAGUGGCGGUGCUGCAAGGUCUGGCCUACUGCCUGCUGGCCUCUCUGCCCCCGUGGUACGGUCUGUUCUCGGCCUUCUUCCCCGUCAUCGUCUACUUCUUCCUGGGCACCUCCCGACACAUCUCUGUGGGUCCGUUCCCGGUGCUGUGCCUGAUGAUUGGCUCGGUGGUGACCCGGCUGGUCCCAGAUGAAGGUUCUCCCAUGAACAUCACGGGCUUCGCCGGCCUCACGAGAGACGAGCAGCGCGUGCUGGUGGCGUCGUCCGUGAGCUUCCUGGCCGGCCUCAUGCAGCUGGCGAUGGGCGUGAUGCAGGUGGGCUUCGUGGUCGUGUACCUGUCCGACACUCUGGUGUCCGGCUUCACCACGGCGGCCGCCAUCCACAUCCUGGUGUCGCAGCUGAAGUUCGUGUUGGGGCUGCCGGUGCCGGGCCUCAGCGGGCCGCUCUCGCUCAUCUACACUCUGGAGAUCAUCUUCCGCGACAUCGCCUCCACCAACGUGUGUGACGUGGUCAUCUCGCUGGUCAUCAUGGGGGUGGUGUUCGCCGUGAAGGAGCUCAACGACCGCUUCCGCUCCAAGCUGCCGGUGCCCGUCCCCAUCGAGGUCAUCAUGACGGUCGUCGCCUGUGGAGUUUCCUACGCGUUCGACUUCAAGACCAGAUACGGCAUCGAGGUCGUCGGCCAUAUUCCACAAGGGUACGAGGCCCCGAUGGCGCCCAACCUGCACGUGUUCCAGGAGACGGCGGUGGAGGCGUUCCCCAUGGCCAUCGUGGGUUUCGCCGUGGCGUUCUCCGUGGCCAAAUUCUACUCCGUGAAACACGACUACACCAUCGACGGGAACCAGGAGCUGAUCGCGUUCGGCGCCAGCAACAUCUUUGGAGCGUCCUUCAAGUCUUUUGCUGCGAGCACGGCGCUCUCCAGGACCGCCGUGCAGGAGAGCACCGGGGGCAAGACCCAGGUGGCUGGUCUGCUGUCGGCUCUCGUCGUGAUGAUCUUCACGCUGGCCAUCGGCUUCCUGUUGGAGCCGCUCCCCAAGUCCGUGCUGGGUGCCGUGGUCAUCGUGAACCUGAAGGCCAUGCUGAUGCAGUUCAGAGAGGUCCCGUACCUGUGGAGGAGGGACAAGCCGGACUGCGUGGUGUGGGUGGGCACCUGCCUGGCCUCCGUCCUGCUGGGCCUGGACCUGGGCCUGGCGGCGGGCCUCGGCGUGGAGCUGCUCAGCGUGGUCCUCCGGGCUCAGUUCCCGCGCUGCAGCCAGCUGGCCAACGUGCCGGGGACCGACGUCUACCGGGACCGGAAGGACUACCUGGACAUCUCUGAGCCAGAGGGAGUGAAGAUCUUCAGGAUCCCGUCCCCCAUCUUCUUCGCCAACAUCGAGUUCUUCAGGACUAAGCUGGUGGAGGCGGUCGGCUUCAACCCGCUGCGAGUGCUGAGGAAGAGGAACAAAGCUCUGAGGAUGAUCCGGAAGCUUCUGAAGAAGGGAGACCUCCAGUGGACAUCGAAGGGCUUCAGGAACUCGUCCUGUGGCCCCGUCCCGGAGGAUAAGAGCGCCCUGGAGGCCCUGGAGGACCUGGACCGGCCCACGGACUUCCAGGACCUCCCGACCCGGAUCGACUGGAGCGCCGCGCUGCCCGCCUACAUCGACGCUCCCCGAGUGGCGCUCCACAGCCUGGUGCUGGACUUCGCCGCCGUCUCCUUCCUGGACAUGUCGGCGCUGAAGGGGCUGAAGGCGAUGCUGAAGGACCUGAUCCGGGUGGAGGUUGAGAUCUACAUCGCUGCGUGUGAUCCCUACAUCCUGGAGAAACUCCACGACUGCUGCUUCUUUGACGACGAGGUCCAGCCGUCGAUGUUCUUCCUGACGGUGCACGACGCCGUGCUGCACGUCCUGGAGAAACACCCGCAGGCCGCCGAGAAGAGCUGCGCCCACGACAAGGUCAACACCACGGUCACGGUUCAUCUCCCUGAAGGCGGCUUGAGGAGCAGAGACAGAAGUGCGGCAGGUCCAGAGACCCGGUUCUGAUCAAGAAGAGAAGACCGUGAUGAACAGACACAUGGUCUCAUGGAUCACUGCCAUACACUGA
Molecule: messenger RNA, 2326 nt
Organism: Pseudoliparis swirei
Lineage: Eukaryota; Metazoa; Chordata; Actinopteri; Perciformes; Liparidae
Product: chloride anion exchanger-like
Exons: 20
Coding region: 1-2265 (754 amino acids)
Biological process (GO): transmembrane transport
Cellular component (GO): membrane
Molecular function (GO): chloride transmembrane transporter activity; sulfate transmembrane transporter activity; oxalate transmembrane transporter activity
Source: RefSeq, a predicted model, not a curated record